Labrus bergylta (ballan wrasse) is the source of this 980-nucleotide messenger RNA. It is a transcript of the gene dpcd, whose product is annotated as deleted in primary ciliary dyskinesia homolog (mouse). NCBI's taxonomy places the organism in Eukaryota, Metazoa, Chordata, Actinopteri, Labriformes, Labridae. The record is from RefSeq and is a predicted model, not a curated record.
AGUGCGGAAGUGGCUUUGAGCUGCAGGACAUCUUUUGAAACAUGGCUGUGCAAAGCUGGAUCGAUGUCCUAAAAUCAUCCAAGAAAACAGCCUUGUUAACCGAUGGAAAGAGAAAGAUCCACUACCUCUUCAAAGAUGGGAAAGAAAUGGCAGAAGAGUAUGACUUGAAAACCGAUGAGCUUAUUGUACGAAAGUGGCACACUAAAAGCACGCUUGGAGCUCAGGGCCCAUGGGAGGUCGAGGUCGGGGAGACAUUCACAGGCCCUGUCACUUCUGUAGAUACAGAGGUGAUCAAGGAGAACUGCUCCAAUCCGGUGUUCAUGCGUAAAGACACAAAGAGCAGUUUUCAGUGGAGAAUUCGUAACCUUCCCUACCCCAAAGAUGUCUUCUGUGUGUCUGUGGAGCCGUCUGACAGAAGCAUCAUUAUAAAAACCUCAAACAAAAAGUAUUAUAAGAAGUUUGGCAUCACUGAUUUGGAUCGCAGUCAGCUGCCACUGGACAGCUCCGCCCUCAGCUUCACUCACGCCAAUAACACUUUGAUUGUCAGCUACAAGAAACCCAAGGAGAUCUUAACCCUUGAACACGAGCUUCUGAAGGAGCUGAAGAAGCUGAAGGGGACCAGUGAAGGGGACGUGGACUGCAAAACUCAGUGAAUUCAGAGUGCAGAAGUAGGAGAAUAAUUCUGUUGCGUGCGUUUAAAGCCGAACUCGACUGUGUCAUUUUGCAGUCACGUUGAGCUCUCUCUUCCUGUUCUUUAGUGGAGCCCUGCAUUAUGGGAAGACUUUUUCACAGUGCCUUUCCAAUGGUCUCAUGCUUACCUCAUUGUGUUAACAAAUUGAGGCCUAAUUAGUAGUUAUCAGGGUUGAAAGUUGUCCUGCCAUUCUUGUUUGAUCAGACAUAUUCAGUUAAAUAAAUAACACUGUAUGUAGUCUCCAAACUAUUUUUCAACGUUUUAGCUGAGAAAUAAAUGUUUUUCCAAA